Messenger RNA from Penicillium argentinense, 531 nucleotides. RefSeq lists its product as uncharacterized. The record is from RefSeq and is a predicted model, not a curated record. Lineage: Eukaryota; Fungi; Ascomycota; Eurotiomycetes; Eurotiales; Aspergillaceae. The transcript has a single exon. The coding region runs from base 1 to 531 and encodes 176 amino acids.
AUGCAACUAUCGCGAACAGCCUAUCGCGCCGCCCUCCUCCAUCUCAGCGUGAACCCACUCCCCGCCCGCGCAAUCCAACCCACCUGGUCUUCAAACAGCAUAAUCCACCACCAACCGCAAACCCCAACCUCCCGCCUCUCCCCAAUCCUCUUCCCUGUGUGCGCACCACUCCCCAAGACGGCCGAGUCAAUGCGACACUCGCACACAAUGUCCAGCUCAAACCCCGACUCCAGCAACCCCAAGCAAGAGACCAACGAGCCUCAGCCCGAGCAAACACAACCGUCUCAAGAACAACUCUACCUCCCCGAAACAUCUGACGCUAGCGACGGCCAGCCAAAGAAACUCGAGGUUGGAGCGGACGGCGUGGCGCUUGAUCACCUCGGUCCGAUGGUUGUGAAUGUCGACGGGACAUUGUCCCGGAUUGGCAAUUGGGAGCAGAUGAGUGAGAUUGAGAAGAAGAAUACGCUGCGGAUUAUUGGAAGGCGGAAUAAGCAACGACUGGAGGCUUUGAAGACUCAGGGUGUGGAGUGA